Archocentrus centrarchus (flier cichlid) is the source of this 6261-nucleotide messenger RNA. RefSeq names its product ASXL transcriptional regulator 2 (gene asxl2). The record is from RefSeq and is a predicted model, not a curated record. The transcript is spliced from 13 exons. Gene Ontology annotation, cellular component: PR-DUB complex. NCBI's taxonomy places the organism in Eukaryota, Metazoa, Chordata, Actinopteri, Cichliformes, Cichlidae. Bases 99 to 3671 code for a protein of 1190 amino acids. Gene Ontology annotation, biological process: animal organ morphogenesis; positive regulation of transcription by RNA polymerase II. Gene Ontology annotation, molecular function: peroxisome proliferator activated receptor binding; DNA binding; chromatin binding.
UCCAACAUGGCAGACGGAGUGGCUCUUACGCGGUAACUAAAGCAACAUUUUAACUGAAUCAGAGAAAUUCAAGACUACUCUGCAACAGGACAUUCACAAUGAGGGAGAGACAGAAGAAGAAGAAGGGAAGGACGUGGGCGGAAGCCGCGAAAACGGUUUUGGAGAAGUACCCUAAUACACCUAUGAGCCAUAAGGAGAUCUUGCAAGUGAUCCAAAGAGAAAGACUUAAGGAAAUAAGAAGUGGAACGUCACCGCUGGCAUGUCUGAAUGCAAUGCUGCACACAAACUCCCGUGGUGAGGAGGGAAUCUUCUACAAAGUUCCAGGCAGAAUGGGAGUCUACACAUUAAAGAAGGACAUCUCAGAUGUGGUGAAGGAGCUGUCGGAAGAGGGCUCUGAGGACAGCAGUGACAAUCUUUCUGACUCUCAAAGCACAGAAAACAGCAAUAGUGCUAACAGUCAAGAGGGCAGGAGAGGAAGGUGGAUGCGAAGAGUUCCCUCCAAGCUGCAGUCACAGCCGUCGUCUCCACAGCCUCGAUGUUCGUCGCCGUCUGUCCCCACCAGUAAGCUCAUCUCUCCCUCGCAGAAACACAGCAAGAAAGCUUUGAAACAGGCCCUGAAGCAGCAACAGCAGAGAAACCAGCGUAGACAGGGUGGAAUGCCAACCUCCUCCAGUCCAAGACUGCUUCUGAAAACCAUUAAAGACAUGGCUGAUAACAUUACAACAAAGACUGAUCUAUGUCACCCAGUCGUACCAAGAAAGGUUUCCCAGAGGUCUGGUCGCCUCAGUGCAGGGCAGAUAAAACGUGCCAAGUAUAAAAUAGAUGUGGAGACACCAGACUCUAUUUUGGUUAACACCAACCUGCGAGCAAUCAUCAACAAGCACACCUUCUCUGUCUUGCCUCCAGACUGCCAACAGAGACUGGUCAAACUUCUGCCAGAAGUAGACCGCCAGGCUUGCAUGGACGGGCUUCUCAAGGUCACUAGCUCUGCCUUAAACAAUGAGUUUUUCACAUCAGCAGCACAGUCUUGGAAGGAGAGGCUAGCUGAAGGGGAAUUCACUCCUGAGUUGCAACUCCGAAUGCGCCAAGAAAUUGAGAAGGAAAAGAAAGUUGAACAUUGGAAGGAAGCCUUCUUCGAAAACUAUUAUGGGGAGAAUUCUGGGCUCAGCUAUGAGAAAUCCAAAGAGCUGACAAAGGCUGAUUUGAAUCAGGAAUCUGCCAGGCCCCAGUCCCCCUCUCAUCAGACAGGACCUGUCGCUCAAGCACUAGAGGAAUCUAAGUGCACCAAGGACAGCAGCCUGACUGAUGCUCCCGCAGAAGACGUGAAGCCAGCACAGACGUCGCAGGAGCCUCUGAAGGCACUGCCUGUUCAAAAAGAGCCUGUCUCUACCACAGAACCCAUGAAGACACGGCGCUCACAGUAUGCUGAGGAUCGGAAGUUGAGUACAACCACACAAUCUGGACUGAUGGCUGCAGCGAGAGCACCACAGGUUGAGAAACAGAGUGAAUGGAGUACAGCAUCUGCACUGGCUGAAAAGGAGCACAAGGAAGAUGCGAAGGAAGAGAAAACAGAAUGCUCUCAGUUGUCUCUGAACUACAGCCCUCCAACAAAGGCUAGUUCAGAGUUAAAAGAGGAUCAGUCGAUGUCUGUGGUUAAGCCUACUGUGGAGAGCGAGGAGGUCAUCUCUGAGCCCAGUGGCUCGUCAGAACCAUUGAAGAGGAAAUCUCUCAGUGAGAUAGAGGGUGAAUUAACACCAGAGAAAAGACCCCGUAUGUCUUCCGUUUCUUCAGUGUCUUCAUUCUCCUCUGUGUCUCCCUCUGCAUCAUCCAUAUCCAGCCCUGCUACACCAACUUCGGCAACAAAUCAGAGGGUUCCACCACUAAAGAUCCCGGUGUCACGAAUUCUUCCUGUGCCUGUGUCACCUAGUCAGAUCUCACCGAGGACUCCCCUCCCAAGUCCACUUAGUAGCCCAGGACGUACUGGUGCUCGCACUUUGGCAGAUAUCAAAGCCAAAGCCCAGCUUGCCCGAGCACAGCGAGCAGCAGCAGUAUCAUCUGCUUUAAAGGGAGUGGUGCCACCUGGCCCUGGGCCAGGUGGAGGCAGUAGUGAGCAGAUGCACCCCUUAUCCAACCCAAGCCCGACAUCCCCACAAGGAUCAGCUAGGUUACCGGCCAGCCAAUUUAGUAUAUCUUCUCCUUGCCAAGUGGACUCUUUUGGUCCACGUAGCCCAAACCAGUCUCAAAAAUACUCAAACAAAACUGAAGAAAAACAUAGAGGUCUUUCUGCUGGUGAUGUCAGUGCAGGAUCCCAUAGCACCCAAAAGAGUUCAAGUGUAUCAGCACAACCUUCAUCUGUGCAUGCUCCAAAGGAACAGGAAAUCCCAUUAACUGCUGGAUCAUCUACCAGGACCAGCUCCUGCAUCCCUGCAAACAACCCCCUGGUCACUCAGCUUCUGCAGGGCAAAGAGGUUCCAUUGGAGCAGAUCCUCCCAAAACCAUUAUCCAAGGUGGAAGUGAAGAUGUCAAAUUUCCCCUUUGUUAGUAAGGGGAAGACAUCUGUUGAGCACAGAGCUGACAAGUUCAAUACAUCAGGCCGAGCUGGUGUUUUCUCAGAAAGCACAAAACAUCACAGGGAACUUCCUGACAAGGAGACUCAGGAGCAGAUCCUACAGGCUCUUAUGCAGAGGAAAGGCCAACAAAGUCAGACAUUCGGAGGGGGUGUAGGGCCUCAGCCACCUCAGUACAAAGUGCACCAACUGAUACACGCAGAAGAGCGUCAAGACCGAUCCAGGAUUUCUGUUGGCUUUUUGGGUCGGAAGAGGAUGCCUAGGCCUGCCAUGACAGGACAUUACCUGCUCAAUGUGUCCACGUAUGGGAGAGGACCAGAGAGCAGGAGACUUCACUUGUCUGUCAUCCCAAACACCAGCUCAAAAAGGGAAACCACAGAAGCAGAGGAAGCAGCUAAGGAGGACCAACCAGCCAGGAAAGUUUUUCUGUCUCCUUCUGGGGUCAAAACAGAGCAGCAAAGAUGCUCAGUAAGCAAGUCUGAUGAAGCGGCGGGCUUUCAGCAUUACUCUAAUGUAAAGACUGAGCCUGGAUCAGAGUAUAAUGAAGCUAGUGGUGAUAACAACAAUGCCAGUACAACAGCCAAAGACACCAGCCCUUUCUCUCAGUCACACCGAAGGCACCUCGAAUUCUGCAAUAGUAAUCAAGGAAACUCAGAGCCAUAUCUUACCCACGUGGACCCCAGUCACCAGCGGCCGACUACCUUUCAGUCCCAGAGAACACUCGAUAAUCAGGAAGCCCCGGUAGCAUCGUGCUACGGCGGCACUAUCAGCAUGUCCGUACCUCACACUUUGAACCACAGCACUGCAGGCACUGGCUCUUCCACAUCCUCAUCAGAGGCUGAUGGUGGUGGUAUGCAUGGGAGCGUCAUGUCCUUCUCAGUGACUGUCACCACCAUACCUGCUGGUCAUUCGUUAGACCAUGGCAACCAGGGCGAGCCCUCACCUGAACAGUCGUUCAUUGAAGGCUCCAACAUGGAGGAUGUCCAGUCUAAAUGCUACUGCCGACUGAAGGCAAUGAUCAUGUGCAAGGGGUGUGGAGCCUUUUGCCAUGAUGACUGUAUAGGCCCCUCGAAACUGUGCGUCUCAUGUUUAGUGGUACGAUGAUAUUAAAUUCACAGUAACAACCGAAUGGUUAGAGUUGUAUUUUCUCCACACAAAGCAGAAGCAGAUGUUAGAGAAUCAAUACAGAAUGGACUGAAAGGUGUUACGUCAUGCUCCGGACAAAACAGCUGGCAUCCGUUGUCUGUUGGAAAGGCAAGGAUUUACACUGGAUGGUCUUGUUUUUCCACUAACAUCUAAGAAAAGUUGUUUUGUGCAAUUGUGUCAUAGAAAUGCCAAUCCAUGUUCAAUCAAAUUUUGUCAGAUAUGUGAGAAAUGAAAAUUCUGGCAGUGUUUGCACUUGGCUAGAGUAGUGUGAUAUAUUUUUUUAAAUAUAUGUAUGUGUAGUUUUUUUUGGUUAAAAAAAAAAAAAAGGAGGGAAAAUGAAUGUUGCUAUUUUUUUAGAACAUAAUGACUGUUGUGCUUUAGACUGACACUUUUUAUUAUUAUUGGUCCUAAUCAGUUACAGUUUAAAGGCAAAAAAAGGGCGCUAAUGAUAAUCAUUUGAUGUAGAGUACCUCCUAUUUGGCAUUUAUGCACAUAUGGCAGGGAAGUGCAACUUACAGUAACUAUUUUAUAUAAAACUGUACUUUUAUUACUGAACACACUCAGAUUUAAGAACUAGAAAGAACAUGUAUAGUUUUAGUAAGAAAAUAUAGAAUGAUUUUUGAAUUGUACUUUAUAUAAAUCAACUUGACUUAGUUCCAGGGCAGAGCAGUUGAAAACCACCUGAAUAUAAAGUAGUAACUGUGUACAGCACUUAAAAUCAAACCUAAAGAAAAGAAGAUUCUUAUAUAUAUUAAAAUGCCUAUAUAUUCCGUUUGGGGAAUUGAGAUCUUUAUCACUUUCGGUGAAGGUCUUAAGUCACUUCCUACUGUGUAAAUCAGCAUUUUUCUCCCCAAAAAUCAGGUUUGUGGAUAUGAUCUCCCUUGAUGUGGGGUUUCUAAUGCUUGUGUGUCUUUAUAGAUAAAUCAGCAGUGGCAAACUUUAAAAAAAAAACAAACAAAAACACUCGAGACAGGGGGGAGAGAAUGCUGACAAUUUUGAUAUUUCGCUGUACAUACUUGCUCAUGUAUGGUAUUUGCCUAGCUGUAGAAAAAAUGUUAUUUUGUUUGUACUGCACACGUUGCUUGAGCAUAACUGGCUCUUUAAUUCAAAAAAUAUUUUUUACUGUGGAAAGAAAAUGGAGAACAGUAAAAUAUGCUAAAAACAGGUACAAUAUGUCACCAAUAUCUCAAUAAGUGAGCGUAACACUUCACUUUAACAUGACCUUUUUCCAGGAAAUUAAGAGAGUUAUCCUCCAUAAUACUGCGGUUGGAAGUAUUGUAAGCCCAAAAUGAUACUGUAUCAUAUUUAUAUAAUGUACAGUAAUUUGUGUGAUGUGAUGCACAACACAUUUGUGGAGUCAACACUGUUGUUAUAACUUUUGCAAGUCUGUUAUGAUGAUGUUAACAUUAGUGCUUAGUUCAGACUGACUUGUAAAAAGGCCAAUGUGUGUGAAGUGUUACCUCAACAAGUUUUGUGUUUAUGCUGGUUACAAAUAUUGACACAUCUAUUAUAUUUUAGUCUCCUGGAGGUCUGAAACGUGGCCUCUUUUAUAGCAAUUAUUUCCAAGGUAGUAUGCCAGAGUCACUUAAAGAAAACAAAAAAUAAUCAGAAGUUGUUUUUAAAUGUCUGACUAGUUAAUCAAAGUAAUAUAUUUUAAUUAAUAUAUUUUAAUAUAAAAGAUCUAUUUGCUAAUUGUUUUUGACAAAUCAACAGGGUAUUUACUAUAUUAAUAUAUUGGCUGUCCAUUUUUUUUCCUAUAGUUAUGUUUAGGCUGGACAGACCACCGUACAGAAUAAUUUGACUUUUCAAAUAGCCCAGGUAUCUGAUAUUCUGUAUGGUCCAGCUUUUUCAGUGAAUCCAUUGGUCUUUAUUUUCCAUGAAGACUUUGUCUAAAGUGUGGAUCCUUUUAGUUGUCUAUUUGUGUCAUUACUUUAUGAAAAGAAAAUGUUUUUAGUGCACCAUUUAUAAGUCGUAGUUUUGUCUUGUGGAACAACAUAACAUAAAAUUAUUUUUGAGGGCUAGAAUCUAGCAGUUUUCACAUGGCAUAGAAAUUUCACUUAUUAACUGGUGUUUGAUUUAGUCAUACAAAUAUCUUUUUUUUUUUUUUCCCCCUCAUCAAAUAUUUAAGUCAUAUUUCAUUGAAUGUGACGUUAGAGUCCUGCUGGACUGAAUUGCACUGCAAAAAAUAUUAAAAAAAACAAUCAAUCUCAACCCUAAAGGCAGCUGAAAUCUUUGUUAAUGACGACUGAAACAUGAGUCAGACAGCAGUCCCAAUCAUUGCUAAGGCUUUCUGUUGUCAUUUGUAAGAGUAAAGCACUUCACAUAGAAAAUAGCUGGAAGAAGUGGGAGUGGGAAGGGUGGGGAUGGGGAUGGGGAAUUGCCACAUAUUUCUUUUAAUGUCAUGUUUGACACUAGGUGAAUUUCUUUAAUGUUAGUACUUUGUCUCCAUUUAAACUCCAGGUGAAUGUAAUAUAGUAAUCAGAACUUGUAAACAAAGUGUAUUUUAUCAAAGUAAUAGAAUAUUAUGAAUAAAUAAUAAUGGAAAUUU